CCAUAUCCUUGCAUUAGGUCUGAAUUACUUUAAAUUCUACAUCGAUAGUAAACUACUAAUUAUUACAGUUUUUGCCACAAAAAGAGGAAAUAUGCCACUAAGUAUUUUCAUAGUGAUAUUGAUGUUAUAUCUCCCGCAAUUUUCAAGAGCUGUAGAUACAGAUGGUAUGUAUGGUCGGAUGCCACCAUGGACGGCAGUGGACGAAUACGAACCAUGCAUGCGCACACGCGGGGAUGCCUACUGCUUUACCAGCGCCAAGCUCAAGGGGAGCCCGUCUGAUCCGCUCUACAAAUAUCUAGUGGAAUAUUCCGCGGACAAUCUAACACACUACGAUCGCACUAACAUACAUCGAGGCAUCUGCGUAAAACAGACAUGCAGCGAUUUCCAGAAGAUCUCACCAAAUCUCACCAUAGCACUCGAAGCAUGCCUCAACGCUAAUACUAUUAAAGAAUACGGACUUAUAGCAAAUGUGUUCAAAGUAUUCUGUGAGGAAUACAAAGAGCAUAUACAGUUCGAUGCAAGCGAUUUCGCGUUCGGUGCAGUUCUCAUGGCGUUGUUGGUGUUGAAUCUUUCUGGCAGCUUGUAUGACUAUUGUGGUGGUCGUGAAGACACUAUUGUUGGCAAGAUCUUCCUAUUCUUCGCUGUCAAGCGCAACUGGCAGUUGCUGGUGGCGCCGCCGAACGCAGACCCGACCCAGAGUCGACUGGAAAGCCUCAAUGGCUCAAGGCAAGUUUUAAUACAGACGACACCGUAAAAUGUCUGAUCUAAUUUAAAGUACCUACAUGAUCACUACUACUAUCACGCUUUAUCAUGCAAGAUUUCUAAAAAAUGAAAUAAAUAUCGAAGAAGACAAUAUAAAAGGUAGUCACGGUUUAUAUCCUGGU
This is a messenger RNA of Cydia pomonella (codling moth), 884 nucleotides long. RefSeq lists its product as uncharacterized. The coding region runs from base 92 to 754 and encodes 220 amino acids. The transcript is spliced from 4 exons. NCBI's taxonomy places the organism in Eukaryota, Metazoa, Arthropoda, Insecta, Lepidoptera, Tortricidae. The record is from RefSeq and is a predicted model, not a curated record.